Molecule: messenger RNA, 411 nt
Organism: Chaetomium strumarium
Lineage: Eukaryota; Fungi; Ascomycota; Sordariomycetes; Sordariales; Chaetomiaceae
Product: histone-fold-containing protein
Exons: 3
Coding region: 1-411 (136 amino acids)
Biological process (GO): rRNA transcription
Cellular component (GO): nucleosome; nucleus
Molecular function (GO): structural constituent of chromatin; protein heterodimerization activity; DNA binding
Source: RefSeq, a predicted model, not a curated record
AUGGCCCGCACUAAGCAGACCGCCCGGAAGUCCACUGGUGGCAAGGCCCCGCGUAAGCAGCUUGCCUCCAAGGCUGCGCGCAAGUCGGCCCCGUCCACCGGCGGUGUCAAGAAGCCCCACCGCUACAAGCCUGGUACUGUCGCUCUUCGUGAGAUCCGUCGCUACCAGAAGUCCACUGAGCUUCUCAUCCGGAAGCUGCCCUUCCAGCGCCUGGUUCGUGAAAUCGCUCAGGACUUCAAGUCGGACCUUCGGUUCCAGUCUUCCGCCAUCGGUGCUCUCCAGGAGUCUGUCGAGUCUUACCUCGUCUCCCUCUUCGAGGACACCAACCUGUGCGCCAUCCACGCCAAGCGCGUCACCAUCCAGUCGAAGGAUAUCCAGCUUGCUCGUCGCCUCCGUGGUGAGCGCAACUAA